AUGAACUGCAUGAAAGGCCCGCUGCCCUUGGAGCACCGAGCAGCCGCGGCUAAGCUGUCGGCCGCCUCCUCACCCUUCUGUCACCAUCCCCAGGCGUUAGCCAUGGCUUCGGUCCUAGCUCCUGGUCAGCCCCGCUCCCUGGACUCGUCCAAACAUAGACUGGAGGUGCACACAAUCUCCGAUACUUCCAGCCCCGAAGUCGCAGAGAAAGAUAAGGGCCAGCAGGGAAAGAAUGAGGACGUGGGCGCAGAGGACCCGUCCAAGAAGAAGCGGCAACGCCGGCAGAGGACUCAUUUCACGAGCCAGCAGCUUCAAGAGCUGGAAGCCACUUUCCAGAGGAACCGCUACCCAGACAUGUCCACUCGCGAAGAAAUCGCCGUGUGGACCAACCUUACGGAAGCCCGAGUCCGGGUUUGGUUCAAGAAUCGCCGGGCCAAAUGGAGAAAGCGGGAACGCAACCAACAGGCCGAGCUUUGUAAGAAUGGCUUCGGGCCACAGUUCAAUGGGCUGAUGCAGCCCUACGACGACAUGUACCCCGGUUACUCGUACAACAACUGGGCUGCCAAGGGCCUCACGUCAGCGUCUCUGUCCACCAAGAGCUUCCCCUUCUUCAACUCUAUGAACGUCAAUCCCCUGUCCUCCCAGAGCAUGUUUUCCCCGCCCAACUCCAUCUCAUCCAUGAGUAUGUCGUCCAGCAUGGUGCCCUCCGCGGUGACCGGCGUCCCGGGCUCCAGCCUCAAUAGCCUGAAUAACUUGAACAACCUGAGCAACCCAUCGCUGAAUUCCGCGGUGCCCACGCCCGCCUGUCCUUACGCGCCGCCGACUCCUCCGUACGUUUAUAGGGACACUUGUAACUCGAGCCUGGCCAGCCUGAGACUGAAAGCGAAGCAGCACUCCAGCUUCGGCUACGCCAGCGUGCAGAACCCGGCCUCCAACCUGAGUGCUUGCCAGUAUGCAGUCGACCGGCCGGUGUGAACCGCGCCCAGGGCGCGGGGAUCCGAGGACUGUCGGAGUGGGCAACUCUGUCCCAGAAAGACUGAGAA
Molecule: messenger RNA, 1043 nt
Organism: Apodemus sylvaticus (European woodmouse)
Lineage: Eukaryota; Metazoa; Chordata; Mammalia; Rodentia; Muridae
Gene: Pitx2
Product: paired like homeodomain 2
Exons: 3
Coding region: 1-975 (324 amino acids)
Biological process (GO): regulation of transcription by RNA polymerase II; anatomical structure morphogenesis
Cellular component (GO): nucleus
Molecular function (GO): RNA polymerase II cis-regulatory region sequence-specific DNA binding; DNA-binding transcription factor activity, RNA polymerase II-specific
Source: RefSeq, a predicted model, not a curated record